AUGGAACUCGCUCUUGUAAAAUAUAUUCCAAGAAGCUCAUAUUAUGAAUUCGACAGAGAUCAGGAGUUUUAUGAUAGAAAUCCUCAUCCAUCAAUUGAAGAAAUGAUAUGUAUUUCAAAGGAAACAAGUAUUGAUUACAGUCAAAUAUUUAAAAGAUUCUCUGAACUUCGAUUGAAAAAUGGAGAAACAUGUUCAAAAAAUGAUACUUGUAUAAAAGUAUUCAAAUAUUUCAAUUGUGAUGACACAUUCAACGGAACUAUAAAUAAGAGACUUUUGAGAAUGAUGAAUGAUGAGUUUGAAUUCGUUGGAAGAAGAGAGAAACUACCAAUCGAAAACCUUCAUUUGCUUAUGCAAGGAACUCGUCUUCCAGAGAAAACAAUUGUGGAAGAAUACACGAAAUGGAGACUGAAAGAAGACUUUGAAAUUGGUUUGACGACUGGAAUGAAACAACAUCUUUAUUCUGUAUUUCAAAACAAUCCAUUUAUGAAUAGUGACAGAUUGAAGAGGUUGGCUGACAAUACACGUCUCGACGCGGAACAAAUGCAAGCUUUUUUUGAUUCCUGGAGUUGUAAACGACGAUUGAAAAAACACAAAUCUGUUCCUUCAAAAAAGUUCGCUUGGAUGGAUGACAGUUUCGAUGAUGAUGACAAUGAAUCAUCUGAUCCAGUAGAUAUACUUCCUCUCCAUUUAGAUGUGGCUCAUAAAAUGGAGGAUACCAAUCAACAUGAAGUGAGCAGAUCAGAAUCGAGAAUUUCCGAGGAAGAAAGUCAAGAAGCCGAUGAAAAACUUUUAAAUUUGCUGGAUUCCUCUCUUAACCAAUUUCCAAUGGAUUUGGAAUAUUUUGAGAGAAAUAGACAUCCAUCGAUUCAAACAAUGAUAAAUAUAUCGAUAGAAGUUGAUGUUCCAUAUGAAACAGUAAUCAAGCGAUAUUUCGAGUUGAGGAUGGUUGUUCGAGAAAGAUGUAAAAGAAAUGACACUUGUCGGAAGAUAUUUCAAUUUCUAGAAGAGAAAGAAGACGUUUUACUCGACGAGAGAAAUAAAAAACUGCUGGAAAAGGAGUUUUCAGGAAUCAAAUAUGCUGAUCGCUAUCAAGUAGUUGGUCAAUUUCAUUUAAUUAUGGAUAAGAUAUGUUUACCACUCCAUUUUGUUCAUAGGAAGUAUAAGGAGUGGUUUGAAAUGCGGAAAGUUCGGAAGCAGAUUAACAGGAAACUACAACAUCAAUAUUUGAAAUCAAAGUUCAAAAAGUCUACGAUACUUUCAAGAGAAAGGUCGAUUGACCUAGCAAGAAAGUGUGGUCUCACGCCAUCAUCUGUUCAACGAUUUUUCACGGUUUUGAGAAAACAGGAACGGGAUGGUAUGAGAAACAAUCUUCUCAAAAACGGAUUGUCCAGAUAA
This is a messenger RNA of Caenorhabditis remanei, 1395 nucleotides long. RefSeq lists its product as uncharacterized. The record is from RefSeq and is a predicted model, not a curated record. The transcript is spliced from 5 exons. Gene Ontology annotation, molecular function: DNA binding. The coding region runs from base 1 to 1395 and encodes 464 amino acids. Lineage: Eukaryota; Metazoa; Nematoda; Chromadorea; Rhabditida; Rhabditidae.